Molecule: messenger RNA, 776 nt
Organism: Eufriesea mexicana
Lineage: Eukaryota; Metazoa; Arthropoda; Insecta; Hymenoptera; Apidae
Gene: Ntf-2
Product: nuclear transport factor-2
Exons: 5
Coding region: 272-664 (130 amino acids)
Biological process (GO): nucleocytoplasmic transport
Source: RefSeq, a predicted model, not a curated record
UUUGUGCAAAACCGGGUACAAUCGUUACCAAAUAUCUAAACUUUUCGAGAGUUCGAGAAUAAUCCCGAUGAUUUUCUCGAUACAUCGAAAUGAUUGGUCGGCAUAAGUAGCUUCCUGGUCGCUUGUGUCUUGCACGAGGGAUGUUAAUAGGCAUUAUUUUACUCUUAUCGUAGAACUUUUUUUAAAUAUAAAUUGUCGACCGAUUGAACCAUUUGAAAAGACUGAUAUUAUUGAUAUCGUAUAGUGAGUGUGAACAUAAUAAGUUAGCGUAAUGGCAUUAAACCCCCAAUAUGAAGUAAUCGGGAAGGGUUUCGUACAACAGUAUUAUGCGAUGUUUGACGACCCUGCUCAAAGACCAAAUUUAAUAAAUAUGUAUAAUACCGAGUCAUCUUUUAUGACAUUUGAGGGUUUGCAAAUACAAGGUGCUAUUAAAAUUAUGGAAAAGUUAAGUAGUUUAACAUUUCAAAAAAUAAAUCGGAUAAUAACUGCUAUUGAUUCACAACCAAUGUUUGAUGGUGGCGUACUCAUUAAUGUUUUAGGAAGGUUGCAGACUGAUGAGGAUCAGCCCCAUGCAUACAUCCAGACAUUUGUCCUGAAGCCAAUUGGCACCAGCUUUUACGUGCAGCAUGACAUCUUCAGACUUGCUCUACAUAACACGGUUUAGGCGUCAGGUAUUGCUAUCCAUUGAUCUUCGUACCAUGGUACAGGCAGAUGAAGAUCCACCACAUGCCUUCUCACAGAUUUUUGUGUUGAAGCCACUGGGGAAUUCAUUUUUC